Fulvia fulva is the source of this 777-nucleotide messenger RNA. RefSeq lists its product as uncharacterized. Gene Ontology annotation, cellular component: ubiquitin ligase complex; cytoplasm. Bases 1 to 777 code for a protein of 258 amino acids. Lineage: Eukaryota; Fungi; Ascomycota; Dothideomycetes; Mycosphaerellales; Mycosphaerellaceae. Gene Ontology annotation, biological process: positive regulation of proteasomal ubiquitin-dependent protein catabolic process; protein polyubiquitination; ubiquitin-dependent protein catabolic process. The record is from RefSeq and is a predicted model, not a curated record. Gene Ontology annotation, molecular function: ubiquitin protein ligase activity; ubiquitin conjugating enzyme binding; zinc ion binding. The transcript is spliced from 4 exons.
AUGGACGCUCCUCGGGGCGUGCUCCAGGCCCUCGGUAUGGUACGCAACAGCUCGUCAGAAGAGGCGACUGCGCAAAGGGCGGUCGCAGUUAGUGGCAACAUGCCAGAAGACGAGCUCUCAAAUGACAAUUCCCUUGCCUUUCCAGCGGGGGACAAUGCAAUCUUACGCGCGAAGACGAAGCGGGUGCUCAAGCGCCGCGAGUGCUCCAUCUGCUGUGACGAGGUCGCCAGCAACCGCUUCCCGAAAGCACCACACAAGGGUGCCAACGAGCAUGGCCGAAACGUCUGCUUCAAGUGCUGGGAACAGCACCUCCACUCCCAGAUUGACGAGACAGAUUGGGACAAGAUCAGCUGUGCUCAGUGUGGCCAGGUGCUGGAGGAAGCAGAGUUCGAAAAGCUCAAUGCUAGCUUCACUACGGAUUUCUACCAGAAAUGGCUCGACAAGGCCGCCAGAUCGUGCCGCGAGAGCGAUGAGGAGUUCCGGGCAUGUCCCAAUGCUGAUUGUGACUGGGGAUGCUUGAUGUCCACCAAGGCCGAUGGUAACAUCUUCCGCUGCCAGAUGUGCAAAUACCGCUACUGCAGCAUGUGCGGAGCGCCCAUGCAUGAGGACAUGACUUGCGAAGACUAUCAGGCGAAGCUCCGUCGUGAGCGAGAGGAGGCAAUCCGUCAGGAAGAGGAAGCUUCGAGGGCGGAGGUCUCCAAGACCACGAAGCAGUGUCCGAAGUGCAAGAGUGCGAUCUGGAAAAGCGGUGGCUGUGCUCAUAUGACUUCGCUGUAA